Messenger RNA from Humulus lupulus (European hop), 1988 nucleotides. Its product is annotated as LEAF RUST 10 DISEASE-RESISTANCE LOCUS RECEPTOR-LIKE PROTEIN KINASE-like 2.4. Bases 86 to 1867 code for a protein of 593 amino acids. The transcript is spliced from 3 exons. Lineage: Eukaryota; Viridiplantae; Streptophyta; Magnoliopsida; Rosales; Cannabaceae. The record is from RefSeq and is a predicted model, not a curated record. Gene Ontology annotation, biological process: protein phosphorylation. Gene Ontology annotation, molecular function: protein kinase activity; ATP binding.
GAUGAGGCUUACCCAAAAAGGAGUACAAACUUCCAACUCCAACCUCUUUGUUGUUUUGCUUGACUGAGAAAUCUUAGUUUUUGGGAUGUUGAAGAUGGCUCUGAUUCCUCUGUUUGUUCUCUUCUUUCUCAUCACUCAUUCUGUGCUUCCAAGCUCCGCUCAAGAAGAAGUUGAGUUCCCUUUUAGCAAUAUGAUGAACACUGAAUGUGGGGUGCUCAAAGUGAAAUGUUCAGAAGAUGGACGGAGGAUCCAAUUGAAACCAGAAGGGCACUGGUAUAGAAUUGAGAACAUCUCUUGGCCACAUUCUAUAGUUUCUAUUGUCGUCAAGGACAAAGCAGAGCCCGAGGAUUUACUCGAUCAUUGUAAAUUGAUGAAUGAAUACUCCCUUCCCAGCCCUACUGAUGAUUCAUCGCUCUUCUCUUCCGAUAAAUUUACAGCUGAGAACUCAUCAACGCUUUACAAAUGCAGCCACAAGCACAGACACAAGCUUGGCGCUACCAGGAAAGAUCUUUACCCAACUGAGUGCGGAGACUAUGAUUUCUACUGCAUUCUUCCAAACAUGAGUUUCCCAUACUACAAACCACAAUGUCAAAAUAUCACGCUUCCAUUUUCUCUUCCACCUCUAUUUCAUCAUGAUCAUCCACUUCUUAUUAAUGUCACUUUUCGAUUGAAUAUAAGUCUCGAAUGCCACAAUAUUCUCCCAAAUCAAUUUCAGUGUGCUUCACCCUCGCCAAAAGUUGUUUCAGGACUAAGCAAGCAACAAAAGUUGGGACUAGCGGUUGCUUUUGGUCAAAUUGGGAUACUUGUGAUUAUGUUGAUCUACUGCUUUAGGAAGAAACAUAAUCAUGAUCAUCAAAGUAUUGAGGCAUUCCUAAAGAACUGUGGUCCCCUUCAAAUUAGAAGAUACAGUUAUUCGAAUAUUAAGAAAAUGACAAACUCAUUCAAAGAAAAACUAGGCCAAGGAGGCUUUGGUAGUGUUUACAAAGGAAAAUUACAUGAUGGACAUUUUGUUGCUGUGAAGAUGUUAAAUGAAUUGAAAGCCAAUGAUGGAGAAGACUUCAUUAACGAGGUCGCAGCAAUCAGCAGAACUUCCCAUGUCAACGUUGUCAGAUUGUUAGGAUUUUGUUUUGAGGGUGCUAAAAAGGCUCUCAUCUAUGAGUUCAUGCCAAAUGGUUCUCUUGAAAAAUUUGUGUACGAUGAAGAUGAAACUAAAGAAAGUUAUCAAUUGGAUUGGGAAACAUACUAUCAAAUUUCACUUGGCACUGCGAGAGGACUAGAGUAUUUGCAUCGAGGUUGUAACAGACGGAUUUUACAUUUUGACAUUAAACCUCAUAACAUCCUUCUUGAUGCAGACUUUGUUCCCAAAAUAUCAGAUUUUGGCCUAGCCAAAAUCUGCACAAGGAAAGAUAGUCUAGUUUCAAUGUUGGGCCCAAGAGGUACUAUUGGGUAUAUUGCUCCAGAAGUUUUCUCUAGAUACUUUGGAGGGGUUUCCCACAAGUCUGAUGUCUAUAGUUAUGGAAUGAUGGUUCUAGAAAUGGUGGGAGGAAGAAAAAAUAUCAAUAAUAGAGUUGAUAACAUCAGUGAAUUAUAUUUUCUGCAAUGGAUCUACGAGCGCCUUGAGCUUAAAGAACUAGGACUCAAGAGAAUUAUAAGUGAAGAAGACAAUGUAAAAUCGAGGAAGAUGAUUAUGACAAGCUUGUGGUGCAUACAGACUAAUCCCUCAAGCCGACCAACAAUGAGUAGAGUCAUAGAAAUGUUGGAAGGUAGCCCUGACUCCUUGAAAGUACCACCUAAGCCUUUCUUGUCCUCCCCACCAAGAUCAUCACCAUCUCAUUCUUCUAACACACUUGUAUCUCUACAAGUAUAGCAUUAUGUCAAACAUAUUUUGGAUAGUAUACAAAAACUGUAUGAAUGGAAGAACUUAUUUAAAGAGCAAGCUGUCUAGUACAGUUUUUCAGGAAAAUUUCAAUUUUUUCUCCAAAUGUUUU